AUGAAUUACCCCACGGUCAACAUGUACCACAUGCCGCAAUAUCAGUCGCACUUGGCAAAUUCUCCAACUUUUCCCGGCAAUGUGGUGUAUCUGGCAGCCCCGCCACCACCACAUAUGAUGCAUCUAUAUGCUAUGCCUGCAGUGAACAACAAUGUGUACCCGCACUACAACAAUAGCAGCAGCAACAACAACAACAGCAACAGCAACAGCAACAGCAACAGCAACAGCAACAGCAACAGCAACAGCAACAGCAACAGCAACAGCAACAGCAACAGCAACAGCAACAGCAACAACAAUCACAAUAUCAAAAACGAAAGACGAAGUCUGAAAAAUACCAGUCUUUCCAGGCGGUCAUUGGCAAUGAAUAACAACGGCGCCAAUGGAAAAGCUGGCCAAUCAGUCAAGACUCCACGCUCAACAACUCAGAAUUUUGCUAACUUUCCAAAAUACACAGAGGUGCGUUCUGUUGACGACAUCGAGGUCGCGAAAAAACCACAAGAGUCGCUCGAGGCAAGAUAUGCAUCGGCUUUCGCUCUUCACGCUAAUCCUCGCGUGAAAAUCAAUUCACUUUCAACAGUGGGGACUGAAAUUUACAAGGUAGCAGAGCUUCCGUUCACGCAUCCAGCUUCCAAAAGCGACAACUUCAUGAGAAACCUAAUAGAUGCGCAGCGAGACAGGUACCACGAGAAACAGCCCUUGGGCCCCGCAGAUGACACAAAAUGCCAAGUGCAGGCGCUGGCGGAUAUCUCGGGUACACUAGAGCGCUCGGAGGACCAGGAACGCGCCCCGAAGCGGGAGCGUGCUUUGAAGAACUCAAAGAGCACCAGGAUUAACCCGCUGGCGCGUGUGGCUUUCCAGGAAUCGAGCGAGGCCAACGAGAGCGUUGAUCUGAGCUUCGAUGGCAAAGCUAUGAACAGAAGCGACGUUUUCAAGAUUGUGGACUCCUUUUGCCAAGGGGCAGAUGACGAAGAGGACGAAGAUGAUGCCGAACACGACGACGCUGCUGCUGAAACGCCCUCAAAAUUCGCGAGCGGUCCCAUUCUGCCUCCCGAGAUGACCUUUCGCUAG
Molecule: messenger RNA, 1068 nt
Organism: Lachancea meyersii CBS 8951
Lineage: Eukaryota; Fungi; Ascomycota; Saccharomycetes; Saccharomycetales; Saccharomycetaceae
Source: the annotation of a GenBank genome assembly